CAACGGAAGGCUGUUAGUUACCACAGAACAACACCAGGCCGAAGACUUAAAGGAACUGAACAAAAGCCGUUUUGCAACAACAACAAAAAAAUCGUUCAGUAUGGGUCCGCCAGGUGACAAACCACGUCGUGUGUCGUCUGAAAGAACGGAGGAUUUCAUUUGGUUUGUCAAUUUAUCUUGACAUGUAGUUAGUUGGUGGUUGUGACGACUGAAGAAAAGCACGAAAAAAAGCGCAGAUAGCUAACGAGUACUUCGGAACUUGAGCGCGUGAGAGAUUUUGACGUUUGUUGGCUGUAGAAACCAAGUUGGUUCUCUCAACGGCAAUCCUAAACAUCAAGAUGAUAUCAAAUAAAAAUGUAAUUUAAAAUGACGAACAAAAAAAGUUAGCCAACCAACCAUAGAAGGCUCGACAUUGCAUACCAAGCAAGCCAGAUAGAACUCGCCGGAAAUGUAAAACCAAACAUGACUGUCAGCUAGCUAGCUAACCGCAAAGUAGGCCUCAAUUACUCCAAGUAGGAUAAAGAUAAGAUGUAGCUAGCCAGUUGGUCCACUAACUAGUUAGUGUUGAGGUGUAUGAUACUUAGCCUAGCUAGCUAGCUCAUGUUAGCUAGUCAGCUAAAAUACUCCCGUGACUAUGAGUAUCGACAAUGGAAGUAAACAAGGCCGCGAGCCAGUUCAACGGCAAUAAGCCCCGAGAUGUCAAACUACUCUGUAAACUUCAAUGUUGUAACGUUAACCCGGUGCCAACAUAUUCUGGCAUCCACAUUUUCUUGCCAUUAUGUUUGUCUGUACCCCCAGUCAUUAAGUAGAACGGUCACAACGCGAUCUCUACAGAGAAAUAAACGAACAACGUCAGUCAUGGACGAAGCCUUGAGCUUGAGCAGUCACCAAUAGAAUUGUGUCGGCUUGCUAGUUUGUGUAGUACAGUAAUCUUUUUUACUAGCAAGAAGUCGUGUCGUUAUGGGUUUUGGAUAUAGCUACUCUUUCUGUUGUCAGUAACAAAGGAAAAGUGAACCUAAAUUCUAUUUGUCUUUCAGUUAACUCAUUUGUUAAUCGUAGGCCAAUGAUGUGUUGAAUUAAAAGGUUCUCGAAUUCGAAUGUCACAACAUGGCGUCUUGAGUAAUUAGCGAAACAAAUGUAGUCACAUAUUCAUUAAGAAUCCCCUUCCUGCACAUAACCCCUUUAAAUAAAAAAUAAAAAUGACAUAGCUUGACAUUUAAUUUGUUUACACCUUCAGUUGGUAGUAGGUAUUUUAGGAGCUAGUGUAGAAUCUUUUGAUUUCACAUUUCUGUAAGGGGUAGCUAACUACUCUCAAAGUAAAUAGAAAACUCAAAAGUAUAGUCAGAAUAUUCUGUAAAAGACACUGCCAUCAAAAUCUAACAAUGGGGGAUCCAACCUCCAGAAGAAACCAAACUAGGAAUCGGCUCCGUGCUCAGAUUCGGAAGAAAAGGGAAUCUUUGGCUGACCAGUUCGACUUCAAAAUCUACAUUGCCUUUGUGUUUAAAGACAAGAAGAAGAAGUCCGCACUUUUUGAAGUAGCUGAAGUGGUACCAGUGAUGACCAACAACUAUGAAGAGAAUAUCCUAAAAGGUGUGCGGGACUCCAGCUACUCCCUGGAGAGUUCCAUAGAACUUCUGCAAAAAGAUGUCGUGCAGCUGCACGCCCCACGCUACCAAUCAAUGCGCCGGGAUGUCAUAGGGUGCACCCAGGAAAUGGACUUCAUCCUGUGGCCGCGCAACGAUAUAGACAAGAUAGUCUGUCUCCUGUUCUCCAGGUGGAAGGGAAGCGAUGACGAACCCUUCAGGCCUGUUCAGGCCAAGUUUGAGUUUCACCAUGGGGACUAUGAAAAGCAGUUUCUGCACGCUGCCGGACGGAAAGACAAGGCUGGAAUGGUGAUGAACAACCCUGCUCAGUCAGUGUUCCUCUUUAUGGACAGACAGCACUUACAGACUCCUAAAACCAAGGCCACAGUUUUCAAGUUGUGCAGCCUUUGCCUGUACCUCCCUCAGGAUCAGUUGACAUGCUGGGGCGUGGGAGACAUCGAGGACCAUCUCCGCCCAUACAUGCCUGACUAGGGUCGGCCUGCCUCCGUCGCUUUCAACCAAACCGCCAGGACGACUUGUUACUUAAACGCCAAGCCACUGAAGCAAGUUGAUCUCAUCCACCACACAUCCUUUCUUACGUUGAAUAGAAUUGAACUUGUGCUUGGAUCGCCUCUUUCGUUUAUUUUACCACUCGUUCAAUUUUCAUCCAUCUUGAAGCCAAUUUGUAAAAUCCAUCUUUUUGUUUUCCCGUACCUACCAAGCCUACCCUCCUACAAGUUUUGGAUUGGUUCACCCCUUUUUCCUCCCCUCUCCUUCGGGACACCAACUGUCAUUUACCCCAUCCGUCUGUCCUGAUUAUUUUGAACCUGCACGAACAUUGAUUUGGGUGGUUGGUUGUUUGUUCCCCUGGAGCUGCUCUGUCUGAGACACACAGACCAGGCGGUUUUUGAAAGAAGGUACUCUUCAUGUUGCUACUAAGCAGGAACCAAACUACAAAGGUUUUCCUGACGUUCACAGGUUCUCCGUCUGGUGGACAGAUACGUUGUAAUGUCCAAUACAUGUCAUGCAUAACAGAUUGUAACAGCUUCUGUCAUUUCAAAUGUGGGGAUGAGAGGAAAGGCUACCAUGGGGAUUUCCAGAAUAACUGUAGCUACAAUUUAUGAUUAGACUAGAGAUGGGUGUAAGGUGUUCAGUAAACUCCUGUUAAACAAAGAUGACAAAGGUGGAAGAAUGUCAAUCAUUUGGUGUAGGUAUUUGCUUCUUUGUUUUUCCUUUUUAUCUGCCUUUUUUUUUUUUUUUGCUGGAUGUUUUAUUUUUGGCUGUCAUUUGCUUUCCUGUGAAAUAGGCCAUUGAUAAGAUCUGAUGUGUGAAUUCUCACUAAUGGGAGGGUGUUGUGAACGCUUAGUGCAGACCCACACACAACCGUGUGAUAUUUUGGUUAGAUGCUGAAGGGUGUGACCUAGCAAGCCAGUCAUGCGUUUCACCAACUGAAAUCUGAUGUUUAAAUGUAUUUUAUUUUCCAGGUGUGGGUUGGCAAGGAUGUUGAAUUUUGAAAAACAAAUGUUUAUAAAGUUAAUGUACCUAACAGUGGGAAAGGUUGAGUUGAAAUUAACGGAUCGCUCUUUUUUUUAAAUUUUAUUUCUUAAUUUGACAGGCAUAUGUAUCCUUAAGAUCCAUUUGCCCUGGUGCAGUGCUUAACUUUUUUAAAGGGGAUGUUUUUUGCAAGCUUGCUUUGCUGGGCACAGUCUGUCAGUAAAUUAAAUUUUGUUUUUCUUUGUUAA
Molecule: messenger RNA, 3325 nt
Organism: Esox lucius (northern pike)
Lineage: Eukaryota; Metazoa; Chordata; Actinopteri; Esociformes; Esocidae
Gene: c10h6orf62
Product: chromosome 10 C6orf62 homolog
Exons: 5
Coding region: 1383-2075 (230 amino acids)
Source: RefSeq, a predicted model, not a curated record